CAUCAGCGGCAGCAGACGACACACACUCACACACACACACACACACGAGGCUGGCGAGCGAGUGGAGGCUACAGUGAGUAGUGAGUAGCAGCAGACUACAGUGCCCGCGGGAAGGUUGCUCGGUGCACUCACUACGCUCCUCGCACUAUGGACCGCUUGCUUAUUUUCUCUCUCUGGACCGCUCUCUUAUCUCGCGCGACAUGUACAGACCUUGCUGCAGUAUACCAGUACAGUCUCCUUCACAUUCGGGAUGCUGACAAGGUCGUUCCUACCUCACCAAUCCCAUGGAAAAAUGUGACACUGCAGCUUCCCCAUGACCUCUGCUACCCUGUGGGUGUAGCUCAUGACCCCAAGAACAACAGGCUUUUUGUGUCAGAUGCCAUCCAGUGCCAUGCUCAUAUUGUAUCUGUUUCCCUUGAUGAGGAACAUGAAAUACAUUCAGUUGUUGAUGGAGAUGGUGUUCUUGUGGUUGAAGGAUUAUCAUACAACCCAAGAAGAGAUCAACUCUACUGGACAGAUACCACUACUCAUAACAUUUACAAGGUCCAUGUCCCAGCGGAUCUUGAUGACGACUUACCACCAGAGCCUAGACCAGUUAAUGAUUUUGGGAGCAUAGUCAACCCACGAGGAAUUGCAGUUGACUACUGCAAUGAAAUACUGUAUUGGGCUGACCGUGGAGAGUCCGGAGAAGUGCCAAGUAGUAUAAAGAUGUAUGAUCUUGAGGGUACAAAGCACACCAUUGUUCACCAAGCAAAAGAAGGUCAAGAUGUUUUCUAUCAGGACCUGACAUAUGAUGCUGAAACUGGGCAGAUCAUCUGGGCAGAAACAACGACAGACUCACAUGAAAACAGCAGCUGCAGAAUUAUCAGUUCUGGGGAGUCAGGAGAAAGAGUUCUGGUCAGCAGGGAACAGUGCUACCCCUUUUCCCUAACCACUGAUGGCAACUAUGUGUAUUGGUCCGACUUUAGCCAAAACGGCAUCAUGAGGGUUAGCUUGAGUGAUCCAGAAGAUGUAGUUAUGCUGGUUCACACUCCUGGAUUUAAAAAUAAUCAUGGGACAUAUUAUGGCGCAUAUGGUAUUGUUGCUUUGAAUGGGCCCAGUGGAGACUCCAUCGAGGACUUUUGCAAGGAAAGAAUGAAACCCAAGUUACAGAAGGAGGAACCAAAUGAUCUAAAGGAAGACAUAAGAUUAGAGGAAAAGCCUGAAUUUGCAGCUGUAAUGGAUGAGACCUUGGUUGACGAAGGUGAUCGAGCGACAACCAAAGUGGCUUAUCAUGUAGAAGUACAAGGAGGCGAAACUACAGUGCUACCUGAUGUAGAAAUACUUAAUGCAGAUGAAGAAAAAAUGCAUUUUGAAGAGUCACAGCAUCUCACACAAAUUUCACAUGCAGACCCAAGUGAUGAUGCAAAAACAGAACCAGAAACUGAGCAAAAGGAAUAUAUUAAUUCUAAUUCUCCACCUGUAUUGAAAACAGAAGGUUCUACAGUUUAUUCUCAAAAUUCUGAAGAGAAAUCACCAACUGAUUAUUUUAGAGCUCAAGUGUACAGUGAAAAACAACUUUAUAUCAUUGUGAUUGUAAUAUUGGCAGUGUGUUGUGCAUUAUUUUUCUGCACAACGCUAGGCCUGAGUGUGAAGAUACUGUUUCUCAGGAGAGCAGACUUACCAAAAGGAGAAUUGCCAACUACAAUUCCAACUAAAGGAACCCCGGCAAAGAAACCUCGUCAGCCGAAGAGGUUUGGGCCUCCUAAAAAGGCUGGCUUUACGGCAGUCUCAACUUGCUCAAGACAGGCCGAUGAUGGUGUUCACAUCAACAUUGAGGACUGCUGUCAAAUGACACUGUGCGAAACGCCUUGUUAUACGACCGUAAAGAAAGAAGGAAAAGGGUAUAAAGCUGGUAAAGAAGAUAAGAAAAGUUUGCUCGAAAAUUACAACUUCUGAUAAUUUCACUUAAGAGUUUCGGCGUUAGAAGCCAGUGGUUAAGAGCACCUUACGUAAGCGCCUUGCCAAUUAAACAAGAUGACUGCGGGCUACCAAACAUGAAACACGACAAGAGUGAGUAUUGGUAUUUUUACACAUCAAGUCCAUAUUAUCAGCUCAUUCCUCCGUUUAGGUUUAGCUGUAUCAGUGGAAACAUUUCUGAACAGUGCAAUAUGAUGGGAGUAUGGUGGUAUUGUAGAAGGUAAUUGAAUCAGAAAGCUUAAAUCCACAUUGUUUAAAGUUAUUCAUUUUUGGUCCUGUAAGCAAUAUUUCUUUUUCUGUGGACAAAAAAACAACAAAAAAACAGACUUGCCUUUACCAUUAUGUGAAACUAUCUGCAGAGUAAUGACUUGUUAAAGGGAAGUGCUCAGCCUUGUCCAGAGAAUUUUAUUUAUUAUCAAGCUGUAAAUUGGACUCAGUCAUGAGAUGUAUUAUAUACUUACUCUGUAAAUAUAAUGUUACAAGUGUUCUAAGACAUUGUAUAUUAUGAAGAGGGUCUGUCAUAUCAGAUAGGCAUCAUCAAAUUCACAUAUGCACAUGCACAUGCACAAGCACUGGUGUAUGUCAUGCACGCACACACCAGCAGACACAGAUCCAUAAACACGCAGACACACACAUACACAAACACAUAGACACAUGUCAACAUGUCUGAUUUCCCCGUCUGUUAAAGUCAAUAUCAUAAUGGCUGUGAAUUACCUCAUUUUAGAUUUUGCUGCAGUUACAUCUUGGCACAAUGGUUAUUUGUUUUCAUUCCUUGUACUGCCAGUAAAUGGGUGUGGGUAAUCUUGCUCAUGCAGGACCUUUUCAGGGGGUUAGGCCCUUACCUGCACUAACCAGUGGGGCUACUCAGCUGCACCUUUUGUGUGGUUAUUAUUUUUUUUCUUUGAGAGGAUAAUUUCAAGAAAAAAAAAAAAAGAACACUAAAGUAGUAUUUCUUGCACUUAUUAAAAUUAUUGUAAAUCACUUGAUAUUUGGUGGAAUCAUUAUAGGUUACUGCUCAGAGCCACGUCAAUAGGUGCCAAAUAGUGUUUCCAUUAAUGUUGUUCUGAAUCUGGUUAUGUAUUUUAUUUUAACUUGUCAUAGUUUUUUGUCUUCCAGCAUGCCAUUAGCUUUUCCUUUUGGCUUGCUUUGGCUUUUAACAAAAAUUUUAUUGAAAAAAAAAAAAAAAAAUCAGACAUUAUCCUUUUUCAAUGGAACAGGUUUAAGCAACAUCUCUGUAUGUUACAGAUGUCUGACAAGAAUGUUUUAUAAAGAUCAAAAAGGAGUGGCACAAAAGCUUUUCUUUCUUUUUUUUUCUUCUUAUUUUUUAACAGACUAAUCUCAUUGGAUUUUAAGUAUAAUGAACAUUAACUUGUUAUACUUGAGCCAUAGAAUUAUGGAAAAAAAAGGUAUAAGUAUCAAAUGUACAGUAAAAUACAUGAAUCUGAGAAUCUGUUAAUUCUACAUAUUUGUCUGUGUAUAUAUGGUGCUCAGAUUUUAUGAUUUAUAUGCAUUUUAUGAGUAUAUGGACAUAGUUCAUGUUAUCACUCGGAAUCCUGAGAACGGUGCAAGAGACUGUUAUCGAGAAAGUGUAAAAAGUAUCACAGAAAAACUAACAACAUAUCAUCAUAUAUAUAUGCUUCAUCCACUAACAAAUCAAAUGGUAACAACCCCAUUGAACUUACUGUUUCGUACGUUCAAUAACCGAAGGUGAAAGUGCUCACUACUUAAAGCAGCUUUUCUCAUAUUCAUAACAUUUCAUAAAGGUGUUAAUAUUUAUUGUAUUUUGGAGUACAUGUUAAAGGGAUGUUUUGCCCCAAAUGUGUUUUCUGUGUUGACUUAUAUAUGAGUGUAAGAUGUGUAUAAAAUCAUCUCUGCAUAAAUGAAGGUUUUGUGGUUGGGAAAUAAUCAGUGCAAGAUCUGAUGUAAAAAGUUAUUAUACAAGUUGAGUUACUGAUCAUUGUAUGGCUUUGACUUACAAGUUAUAUUGUCCAGACAUGAACUCUGGAAUUGUUAAUAUUAUAGCUGAACUGUGAUAAAGAACUAUUAGAGAAAAACGAUCAUACAUGAACAAUCUAUAAUCCAAAGCAUAUUUAUAUUUAUGUAUUUUAUAUUCAUUUAAAUGGCUGUAAAGCAUUUCACUUUCUAAGAAGAGUGCAAUGUUGAUCUUCUAAAAAAGAUGGGUUUUCUUUUAUUUGAAGGUUAAUGCUGGUCUUAACCAGGCCGACAGUUAAAAGUAUAUAUCAUCCUCAUUACUACCAGGGAAGGAGAAUUGUGUCCCAAAUUCAGAUGGUCUAGUGUUAAUUUUUUUUAUACAAAGAUCUGAAACUUUGCACCAUUUUUUUUUUCUCUUAAUUAUUAUUAUUAACUAUAAUGGUUAUUGUACUUUGUAUAAUCCAGCUUCCAAUAUAUGGGCCUGUGAUUUCUUUAACCCUCUGACCUUAAGAAGAGGUAGAGAUUAACUAUAUUUUAUAUAAUUUUAUUCUAUUAUUAAGAUGGGAUAUGUUUGGGGUGUCAAACAUGUCAACAAAUAGAUUUUAAUACAGUGUUGGUAUCUAGGGUCAGCUCUUCAAUGCUUGUGCAAAGUCCAUCUCAAUUUGGUGUCAAAAGGUUAAUGGUUAAUAAUUAAGACAUAAAUGUGCUAGACACCAAGGGUCAUGCAGCACAACUGGGUGUCAAAAUCUAGUUUAUAAUUCCAGGGUUACAAAAAAAAAGUAUUACCCUGUAGUAACUUUCAUCGGUAAUGGUGAAACAAAAUGGUAAUGUUUGAAGUUGUUGGAUCAGUCAACUAGCGUUUCUGCUUUUGAGAGUAGGAAACGGUUGUGUGGAAAGAAUGCAUAGUUUUCUAGUCAGGAUUACUUUCUUUGGAGCGGCAGGUUAUUAUUAAUUUUUUUUUGUCGACAUUUUUCUGUUUUGAAGAACAGUUGAAACUUCCUCAGGGAAAUAAUCUAAACUAUUGUUUGUGAGUUUCGAGGAAGAUCAGUUGGUUGUGAAGAGGUACAGUAUUAAUGUUGUAAAGUAGCCGUUUUUGUCUGCAGUUGCAUUUAUUUUUUCUGAAGGUAAUGAUGCGUAAUUAAACAAUUUCCUUUGUUGAUUUUCUAAUAAGAAACUAAUAAAAAAAAUAAUAAUAAUAAUAAUAAUUUCUGACAAAGUACAUUUUAAUGCAAUCAUAAAUGGUUUUCCAAAUCUGGUUUUCCAUUUCUUAUUUGAAAACAUCUGCUACAUAUGAGCAUAUUAAUGUCUUUAUAUAUGAGUUUAUUAAUACCUUCAUAUAUGCAGAUCUCUGAGAGGUAUAAAACUUUCAAGAAAUACUUAUUGACGGUACCAUGGCAGAAUGGCACAGCCCUAGUACUAAUAUUGUGUAUAAAAUGCUGUAGUAAAAUGGUGGGACUCCCUUUAACUCUGCAUAAUAUCUAGUUAUUUAAAAUAUUACCAUCUCAAGAGGAGAGAGAAAAAACAAAAAAAAAAAAAA
Messenger RNA from Penaeus monodon (black tiger shrimp), 5428 nucleotides. Its product is annotated as protein cueball-like. The transcript is spliced from 8 exons. The record is from RefSeq and is a predicted model, not a curated record. Lineage: Eukaryota; Metazoa; Arthropoda; Malacostraca; Decapoda; Penaeidae. The coding region runs from base 148 to 1938 and encodes 596 amino acids.